Messenger RNA from Ramularia collo-cygni, 693 nucleotides. RefSeq lists its product as uncharacterized. The coding region runs from base 1 to 693 and encodes 230 amino acids. NCBI's taxonomy places the organism in Eukaryota, Fungi, Ascomycota, Dothideomycetes, Mycosphaerellales, Mycosphaerellaceae. The record is from RefSeq and is a predicted model, not a curated record. The transcript has a single exon.
AUGCCUACUGCCACGAGAGAUUUAUAUCAUGCGAGUGUCAAGCUCCCCAAGAUCCACACUUCCUACCAAGUGACAUAUCCGACACCGUCGCCAACGCUAUCGAUGAAGCAGCCGGCCAUGCUUCCAGGAAUGUCCAGAGAGCUCCCGAUGCCAACAGUAAAUCGAAUCACCAACCUGAACCAAGCACAAGCGACUCUACUGCACUGUUCAACGAAGCUGUCAAAGUCCUGGCAGAACAAUCCUGGAAGAUCAUCGCCACCCAGCUCACCGCUCGACUCGGAUGCACGACGACACUUCCAGCUCUGGCUGGAGCAGUGGGAGCAGGCUUUUACGUCUUACCUUUCUUGUGCCAUGGCCGGCAUGAAAAGCGAGGACAUCACCCGCUGCAGAGUUCUCAAAGCCAACCACCUCUCCUGCACGAUUCUCGCCGCAGGCUCCAGCUCAGAUCCUCGAWCGUUCAGUGGGUUUGAGUCUGACUUUCAAGCGAUCGUCGAGCUGGCAAGCGCAGUCAUGCAGUCUCGAUCAGCAACGAGCUCCCCUUCCAACCGCGGCGGAUCCCCAAGCAAUGGAAAUAGUUCUGCUGGCAGCCUCGAAGUACGUGGCCCGCUCUACGUCGUCGCCGCGCGUUGCAACCGUGUUGACAUUAGAGCUCGCGCCGUUGAGCUUCUGGGAAAAAUUGACGGUCCACGCUGA